GGCCCGAUGUCCCCGCAGAGACCAAAGACGAGUUGGAGCAGCUCACGGCCGACAUCAAGAAGAUGGCCAACAGCGUGCGGAACAAGCUGAAGAGCAUGGAGAGGAACAUCGAGCAGGACGAGGAGCGCUCCUCCGCCGACCUGCGCAUACGCAAGUCCCAGCACUCGGUCCUGUCUCGGAAGUUCGUGGACGUGAUGACCAAGUACAACGAGGCGCAGGUCGAUUUCCGGGAGCGCAGCAAGGGCCGGAUCCAGCGCCAGCUGGAGAUCACCGGCAAGAACACGACGGACGAGGAGCUGGAGGAGAUGCUGGAGAGCGGCAACCCCGCCAUCUUCACCUCAGGGAUCGUGGACUCGCAGAUCUCGAAGCAGGCGCUGAGCGAGAUCGAGGGGCGGCACAAGGACAUCGUGCGGCUGGAGAGCAGCAUCAAGGAGCUGCACGACAUGUUCGUCGACAUCGCCAUGCUGGUGGAGAACCAGGCACGGCGCGGGGCCGGGCGGGGGACGAGGAAGGGGACAGCGAGGGGACGGGGGGGACCCACGGGUGGGACAGGAUGGGGACGCGGGGACCCCUAC
This is a messenger RNA of Oxyura jamaicensis (ruddy duck), 575 nucleotides long. Its product is annotated as syntaxin-3-like. NCBI's taxonomy places the organism in Eukaryota, Metazoa, Chordata, Aves, Anseriformes, Anatidae. Gene Ontology annotation, molecular function: SNARE binding; SNAP receptor activity. Gene Ontology annotation, biological process: intracellular protein transport; synaptic vesicle fusion to presynaptic active zone membrane; exocytic insertion of neurotransmitter receptor to postsynaptic membrane. The annotation marks the transcript as partial. The transcript has 5 exons. Gene Ontology annotation, cellular component: synaptic vesicle; presynaptic active zone membrane; SNARE complex. The record is from RefSeq and is a predicted model, not a curated record.